AUGAAGACUCUACAAGAUGAGAAAGGGCAAGGCACUCAGCGGCACAUGCGGCGCCGCAGCGGCGCAGCAGGACGCCUUUUGGUAGCGGCAUGCUGCGCAGCUGUCGUUGCCGUGGCCGUUAAUUCCCCCAGCCGCGCCGAUAGACGGCGAGAGAGGGAAGCAGAGCUCGAGCUCGAAGCCGAAGGAUUCACUGAGCUGGACGCAGAGCAGGAAUACCCUUUGGUAGCUGCAGGACGAUCAGCAAGUAGCCCAUCCACACAGGCCUUUCUCUCUUUGGAUGAGAAAGAUGGCCGGUUUUGUGGCAAAGAGGGGGAUCUCUGCAAGUGCUUUGGCAAAGUGCGCUACGGACGUCUUUUUUCUUGGUCCGGCGACCUCGUGGUCGAUGGCAGCGUGAACUGCUCCGCGGCUCUUUUUGGCGACCCCAUGCCGAUGGACAUCAAGAUUUGCAAGUGCUACCCGACAAUGUGUACGACACAAAUGGGCAUUUGCACGCCAGAGCCGUGCAUGUGUCCGACGUCUCGCGAUCCUGACAUGGAAUGGGAGAAGAAGACGCUCAUGACAGGCGAUGGCACGAAGUGCUGGGCCUGCGAGAAGAAGCGCGCCAGCACUGGCGUGGCAGAGGGUGGCAACUCCACCUACUGUCCCACACAGAUGGGCCGCUGCUCGUUGAAGAGGUCAUGCAAGUGCGAAGACCCUGCCGACAUCAAACGUGUCAUGCGGACGAAGAACGGCGAAAAGUGCUGGACCUGUGCUCCAGUGGGUGAGGGUAGGUCCAUGGGAAUGGACAGCGGUCAGAGAGCAAUGUUCUGGUUGCUGCCGCUGCUCUGGUCAUUCAUGGAUUGGCCCCAGUCUUUCUGGCAGGUCUGCAAUGGCGACAGGGCGCUUACGAUCUUUGCGGCUCUCUGUAUCAUCGGGUAUCUUCUACAGGUGUUUGCGCCUUUCCUGCGCCUCGACCGGUUUUUCUCCUUCUACGCACCGUGCAUGAAGAAGGGCGAAUUCUGGCGCUUCUUCACCUACUUCAUGCUGCACAGUGACUUGCAGCACCUGUGUGUGAACUUGUUCCACCUGAUGGACGCCCUGGAUCUUGAAGGGGUGCCGGACCUUGAAGUCAGCCCCGGUGUGCCCCUGAAGUGCACCCGUGAUGGGCCUGUCGCCUCCAUAUGCUACCCGGAUAUUGGCAUCGGGGCGAACAAUAUUGUGGGUAUCAUGGCCACGGUGCUUGCAUUCGGCGCCUUGGUGGGCACGAUGAAGAACUUCGGAGCCCUAGUCCAGGGAGCGAGUUCAGUUUGCUUCGGUGUAGACGGUGCUCUCAUUGCAUUGUACGGCGUCUUCCUGGGUGCUGGGCUAGAUGAGCAGCUGCGGAUCCCACAGUUCGGCGCGUUCUUUUGGAUGCGCAUCGGAAUCAUCGCAUUCCACAUCAUUAUUGACAUUGUCCAGAGCCUCUGUGGUUCUGGCAAGGAUACAGUAGGCACCGUCGCCCAUAUGGCAUCUCUUGUUGCAGGCUUUUGCUACGUCAUCCUGUUUCUGCCACCGAUGGGUGAUGGGAGCUUCUUUGGAAGCGAUCGGCCGUAUAUCGUCAACUGCGGCAUGACAAGUCCGAAGUAUGUCACUUUGGACGAAGCAACGACGCACUGUUUGGCCUUCUUCAGAAGGAGCAAUGGCAUUGAGAUCAACACUGCACAAAACAUAGCAGGCACCGUGCUGAUUGCUGGCGUUGUAGUCGCUAUCGUGAACGCAAUCCAUAAGCGUGACAUCACUGACGAUGGAAUCGCCGUGUUUUCAUGCGGAGACUCCCAGAAGCCACAGAAGGGAGCUGUCCGCGACGACAAGACAACAGAGUUGGACAGUGAGAUCACUGGCAGGGAGAAGGUCCUGGGUGACAUCAAAGAUACGGUCUCUUUCUUGCAGCGCUUCCACACUAACCUUUCCAAGGUGGUACUGCGACCUCAGGCGAGGAAGCGUGUUGGUGACCCGAAAGUGCCCAUCUGGCAAAGUCAAACAGAGCCGUCCUUCCAGGGCGAUAUGAGAACACGCUUUCGCUUUCGGAUUUCGGCUCAGAUCCGCUGCCACUGCAUCAUGGCCUCCGUACAGGGCUGCCUGUUCCUGGCCUUGGCCGGGCCCCACAUGCCGAGGGCCAUGUAUCCAAGUGUCAAGGUGAAGCCAUAUGGGCCAGAAGCAUUCUCGGGCGUGCCGAGCGAAAGUAGUCCUGACGAGAAGGGCGUCAUCACCUUGCUGCAGGAAUUCGUCCAGACCUCCCCGAGCUUUCGCAUUCCGCAGGGCAUGCCGGCGCUCCAGUGGAAUUACGAUGUGAAAUUGACCAAGACUUCGAAGUCUCGAUUCCGGGCUCGUCUGGCGUUCUUGCUCGACGGCAUCCCUCACCAUGUCCUUGGUGCAUGGGACAGCUCCAAGAAGAAUGCCCAAAGAGAGCUGGCCGACAGUUGCCUGAAAUUCUUCAUAGGGGCGUGGAGUGCACUUUUGCUUCAGGAAGGCAGUAUGCAGGUUCUCAAGCCUGUCACGCCCGAGCACGGAUGCGUGCGCAUGGAAGCCUGCGUGGACACGAUCUUCAGCCAGUACUGCCAGAGCUUCCUGGACGCACCUCCCAGCUGGAGUGUGGAGGUCGAAUGCCCCACAGGCGAGUCAGCCAGCAUAGGCUACAAGGCGCUAGUACAGCUGCAGCUCUUGGGUGUUCCGCACACAUUCGCCGGACGGCUUUGCAGAACGCCACAGGACGCCAAGACAGACACCGCUAAGCGAGUGCUGUGGUACCUGCAAUGCCCAGGUUUUGAAGAUCUUUUCGAGCUGGACCCGGACGCAUUUGAGUGUAGAGACAAGCUCCCCAUGCCUUCACCUCAGUGGAGUCCAUGGAAGUUGCAGUCUCAACCGAACUUUCCUGCAGAACCUGGUCACAGCUCCACGCGCCUUUCGGGUUGGUAG
Molecule: messenger RNA, 2934 nt
Organism: Symbiodinium natans
Lineage: Eukaryota; Dinophyceae; Suessiales; Symbiodiniaceae
Source: the annotation of a GenBank genome assembly